This is a messenger RNA of Camellia sinensis, 432 nucleotides long. NCBI's taxonomy places the organism in Eukaryota, Viridiplantae, Streptophyta, Magnoliopsida, Ericales, Theaceae. The record is from RefSeq and is a predicted model, not a curated record.
AUGAGAAGAAAUGAAGUUGAACAGGUGUUAGAUUUAGACAAAUCAGGAAGGAUCUUUUAUGGGAAAAUUAAGGAAAAGUCUUUUACAAUCGGACCAUCGCGAUACGGGAGAAGAUGGAGGCAAUUUGUUGAUUGGGUUAAUCAUAUCUUGAAGUUUCAUCAUGAUGUGACAAGGGAAGUUUUGGAAUACAUUUUGUUCGUUUGCCCAUUGCUUGAAGAGUUAUCUAUAUUGCAUUCACGAUCUUUGGUAAAUUUUGCAGUUUCUGGGCCUUCAUUCAAGCUAAAGUACUUAGAGAUCGAAGGUUGCUUCUGUUUGAAAAGUGUUGAUAUCUAUGAGGCAAAUCUAGUGUCGUUUAAAUACAAUGGACUAAAGGCCUACAUUGCCUUUAAAAACACACCGCAUCUUGUUAAGGCAUCUUUUGAUGGGCCUUAG